AAGUCUGGGGUGGAGGUGAAGAGGCGUGCCAACAAUCCACGACUUUGGACCAAAGCAGCGCGUCUCAGAGAACACAUGGCAUCGCAUCGGAUCCAUUACGCAGCGUUAAGGAGCCGCUGCGAGAGAAAAGGGAAGCUCUGAGUUGCCACUAGCGGGGCCCCCAUCCUGCAACUGGAAGAUUCAUCUUAAGUCCGGGCGGAUAGUUUCAUCUUGUCGGGAUGCAGGGCCUGAGCUCCCGGGCUCACGCCUUCUCUGUGGAGGCGCUUGUGGGGAAACCCUACAAGCGGAUGAAAGUGUCCGAGAUGCAGGAAUCAAGUUCAGCUGCAGAUACUGGAAUCUUUCACGGCCAGGCUGAACACACCGCCAGUCAGAUGACUGCCGCCGGGUCAUCACCGUGGAGGCCUGCAGAAAAGCCCGGUCAGCAGCCGGCAGAGAGCGGGACAGAGGAGUCAGAGAGAGGGGUCCAGGCGGAGCUGCAGGGCUCCGAGCUGUGGAAGAGAUUCUAUGAAAUUGGAACAGAAAUGAUCAUCACUAAAGCUGGCAGAAGAAUGUUUCCGUCUGUUCGCGUCAAAGUGCGCAAUCUGGAGCCCUGCCAGCAGUAUUACGUGGCGAUGGACGUCAUGCCGGUGGACUCCAAACGCUACAGGUACGUGUACCACAGCUCUCAGUGGAUGGUGGCUGGAAACACGGACCACUCGUGCAUCUCUCCUCGCCUCUAUGUGCAUCCGGAUUCCCCCUGCUCAGGAGAGACGUGGAUGCGACAGGUGAUCAGCUUUGACCGGGUCAAGCUCACCAACAAUGAGAUGGAUGAUAAAGGACAUAUCAUCCUUCAGUCGAUGCAUAAAUACAAGCCUCGUGUUCACAUCAUCCGGUACGACGCUCGCAUGGACGCCUCGCAGAUCCAGGCUCUGCCAGCCGAAGGGGUUCACACCUUCUCCUUCCCAGAGACCGAGUUCACCACAGUCACAGCAUACCAGAACCAGCAGAUCACCAAGCUGAAGAUCGACAGGAACCCGUUUGCUAAAGGCUUCAGGGAUCCUGGACGGAACAGAGGGGUUCUGGACGGCCUGCUGGAGUCUUAUCCCUGGAGAGGCCCUUUGAACUUGGACCUUAAGCCUUUCUCCAUACAGCUUCAAGGAAGCUCGCCGUCACCGAGCAGCGGGGUCAAGAACUAUCUGCCGCUCUCGUCAUCUUCAGCUCUUCUUCCGCUCUCCUGCCCUGACUCCGCUCUCCACGCUCUCACUCUGCCCCUCUUCGGAAAGACGUCCACCGACUCGCCCUCUGUUUCUACGCUGCCUAGCAGAGUCUUGUCCUCCCUGGGAGCAGAUGGACUGAGAAAUAUUCCUUCUGUUCCUCCAUUAGCAGACCUGCCGUUUUUCUCUGCGCUGCAGGGGAAGAAAGCCCUAAACUGCAGGGAUCAGUGUCUGCACAGGUCUCCUGGGAGCUCUUCAUGCCUUAUCCAACUCCACACCCCACUGAGCCCCCAGCGGUCCUCUUUACCACCUCAUCUUGCUGAUACUAUGGCUCCCUACUGUCUUUACAGCUACAGCUUUCCUCUGAGCCCCCAACUCACGGCUCUUUCUAGAGACGGCAAACUGAGCGAAAACACCACAGACUAUCUGCUCCGGCAUCCUGCGUGGCAGCAGACCUCCAACCACUGCCUCUGACAGCUGCACAGAUACCGGCCCAAAAAGAAAACCAGCCAAAAGUUAACAGAAAGAGGAACAAUUCUGCUUCAAGCACGACUGAAUGGGAAAAAAAUGUGACCCAUAUUUAAGAAGUGAUUAACUUUCUGUGUUCCAAGCACAAAAACUGAUCUGGAAGCUGGUUAAUGAGCCAAAACAUCCAAACUUUGAAUAAAUAUGCAAACCUUUUUGUUCAGGAUGGAUGCCGAUUGCUUUUUUAAAUAAAGAUUAGUGCUUUAAACUAGUUCAACUUGCAAUGUUACCAAAGAGCAUAAAGAACCUGAGGUAAGGAUAAUUACUAAGACCAAUUGUAUUUACUGUAAAAGUUGCUGUUAAAAUAAUUAUUAUAAAAUGCCAAUUAAAGUAUUUUUUUUUUUACUAUUUUAAGAUCGGUGCAGCUAUUCAUACAUCCCCAAACAUAGGUACAAAUAUGAUACAAUGAGUAUGCAUGUAAUUAUUUUUGUAUGUAUCUAUAUACAUACAUAUUUAAAUAAACAUGUAACUACUAAGAUAUAUAUAUAUAGAGAGAGAGAUAUACGAACAUCAGUUCCUGCAUGUUUGUUUCAAUCCACGCCCACAAACACGAAAACAUGUGAAAACGCAAAUGUCUGCAGAAACCUAUAUGAGCCAGCAUGCUACCUACUAGGAGCAGUUUUCCAGCUCCUAAAUACUCUGCAAUCAUGGAAUGAAAUCCUCUGACAGUGAACAGUGUCUCAGGUCCAGCCACCCUCACCAACAGCAGGAGCUCAUCAGCUACUCUGUGGUUUCAGCUAAGAAACAGCUGCCAGAUUUCUGGCAUCCAGCUUCCAUUUCUUCACCAAACAUCCAAUAACUAAUCAGCGACUCAGGGCGGUGAAAGGAUUGUUCUUCAGCGUUACUAUUUGACUCCAACAUACGAGAAAGAGCAUCUUUGCUCGCUGACAUGGUCCAAAGAGCCACAUGGUCCAAAAAGCUGUAGUUAAAUUAGUUGUAGAUUCUUCUUGAGGCUUUAAGUUAAGGAAAUUCACGAGCAUCAAAUCAAAGGAAAACUGUGGCACGCCCUAUUAUCAGUUGAUGUGAUAAUUCCUGCCUUCAGCUCCAACUUCAGGCCAAAUACCAAACUCUGUUUAGGGCAAAGCGGGGCACGAUGGGGGAAAUGGACUGUUUCCCAACAAACGGUCAUAACCAAACAGCAAUUAAUGUGUCAUAGCCGAGUGCGGGAGGAACAGGCAUGGGCUGGAAGGGGGAAAUAGCAGGAAGGAGUCAAUUUAGGAACCCAGGCGGGGGGGGGGGUAGUCUAUUUCAGCCAACCGUCAGGUGCAGCACUAUCAGACAGCUUGGCCUUUGUCUACAGACACAAUCAGCCCAGGUUACUCGAUACUGUCGGCCAUUUCCAUGUUUGUCUACCGAGGACCAAAAUUUCUAACUCCUAACCCAUUCCUGAUCUUUCAAUUAAACUAAUUGCUUUCAUGCGAGGAGAGCUGAACUCUGCACCUGUCUCCCCCCAACCUGCAGCUGACACACAAACACUCUGAAAACUUAACAGAUGCAACUGUAGAAAAUUACUUAAAACCUCAAAUAAACUCCUUUUCAAAUAAGAGAAAAGAAGCAACAAAGAAUGAAAGUCAAUUAUGCAACAACUCUGCAAAAAGCAACACUUUUAAGGGGUUUGGAGUACUUAUAUUAAUCUGCUUAUGUGAACUCUGUUUUAUUUUUUA
Cyprinodon variegatus (sheepshead minnow) is the source of this 3382-nucleotide messenger RNA. RefSeq names its product T-box 22 (gene tbx22). Bases 219 to 1667 code for a protein of 482 amino acids. Gene Ontology annotation, molecular function: RNA polymerase II cis-regulatory region sequence-specific DNA binding; DNA-binding transcription factor activity, RNA polymerase II-specific. The transcript has 8 exons. NCBI's taxonomy places the organism in Eukaryota, Metazoa, Chordata, Actinopteri, Cyprinodontiformes, Cyprinodontidae. Gene Ontology annotation, biological process: positive regulation of DNA-templated transcription; cell fate specification; regulation of transcription by RNA polymerase II. Gene Ontology annotation, cellular component: nucleus. The record is from RefSeq and is a predicted model, not a curated record.